GACUCAACCUGCAUAAGUAAAUUCCUCUUCGCAUCCUACUUCUGCACUACUCCAGAAUUGCAAUAAUCCUAUCAAAUUAUGAAUCCCUUUCCAGAAGAGAUAUCCAGCAAAAUACUUUCAAAAUUACCCGUCAAAUCUGUUCUCAGAGCCAAGCGUUGGAGCAGGGUCACACGCGAUUUCAUACGCGAUUUAACAUGCAAUCCUACCUUUGUUGAUGAGCACAUGAAGUUUUCCACUCAAAGGAAUCCCAAUCUCAUCCUCACUGAUACCAUAUGCGGAGGUGAAGGUAAUAUUCGCAACUCAUUGUACUUUGUACAAGACGAAGAAGCCCCAGAUCAGUACUCUUGUCAUAAAGUCAACUUAGAAAUAGCAGAAUUCCAAGAAUUUCGAGUAAUGGGUUCGUGCAACGGUCUGAUCUGUUUGGUGCAUCCCACGAAGAGGUACGAGAUUUGUAUCUGUAAUCCUUGUACUGGAGAGCAUAUCAAGAUUCCCCCACCAGUUAGCAUGGAAGACAUACCUGGUGAUAUUGUCGUAGGAUUUGGUGUUAUCCCAAUGACCAACAAAUACAAAGUACUUGCAAUUAUAGAUUUCCCAGAACCUAGCGAUUUUAUUCCGCUGCGACAAAAGGUUUUCGUGUAUACUCUUGGGGAUACCACUUGGAGAUUUAAAGACAAUACCUCUGUUCUGAGAUUAGGACAAUCGGCUUGCAAAGCAUUUGUGAAUGGAGCUCUUCAUUGGGUAAGCAAUGCUAGGCAAAUUGUUUCAUUUGAUAUGGCCACCGAAGAACUCGAUAUCAUUCUGCGUCCUCAACUGGAAUUAGGAAGCGGGAGUUUUUCUUUGAGAGCGUUCAAAGGGAAGCUUUUGAUUUUGAAUACAUCCUUUGCCGAUCGUAUAGAGAUGUGGGUCAUGAACGAUUAUCGCGUCGUAGAGUCUUGGACUCAUAUUUUCACCAUAAAUGAACAGCAAAUCGGGCGAAACAUCAGGAAUGUUGAAAUCGUGUGUUUUCUUGAAGAUUGGAAAGUUUUGAUGGUGUACGAUCAUCGGGCCCUACUUCGCUACAACCUCCGGACGGCAUCUGUGAGUGAGCUCAGCGGCAUUGAUGGUCUUCCAAACCGGUUUGAUGCAGUUGCUCACGUGGGGACUCUUGUUUCUCCUCUGCUCAGAAGAGAUAGAGAAAUGUAACUUCAUGGAAGUAACAACUGAUGUUGAGUCGUGAAUAAAUGUAUUUUGCAAAAUAUUUUCUCCAGGAUUUCGAAUACAGCAAUGGAUAAAUUAGAUACUAUAUAUAGCAAAGAGUAAAUAGAAAUUCGGAUUUACUCAUUCCUUUAA
Messenger RNA from Rhododendron vialii, 1329 nucleotides. Its product is annotated as F-box protein At3g07870-like. The transcript has 2 exons. Lineage: Eukaryota; Viridiplantae; Streptophyta; Magnoliopsida; Ericales; Ericaceae. The coding region runs from base 79 to 1182 and encodes 367 amino acids. The record is from RefSeq and is a predicted model, not a curated record. Gene Ontology annotation, molecular function: protein binding.